GUUGGACUCGUGGAUCUUAGCCUGCAGGCCCAUCAAGGCAAUAACCGAACACGAGUUUCUCAGCCACAAGGUUGGGCACGAGGAGGGAGUCAGUCAAGCACUGCUCCAGCUUGACGCUCUUUCACGAUAUCGUCCACAGUAAAUUCAUCUGUUUCUUCUGUCUUUUGUGAUGUCUUCUUGCAACCUUUGAUGUACGAAUCUUGGCAUGAAAUCGGUGAACAUAAUGGAUACCAAGGAUAAUUUGACUAGGGCUGCCCUAGUACAGAACACAUCCUCUCUGAAUGAUUCAUCCCUGCUCAAACCAGAGCCAGUUUUAUCACAGCCCGUGUUUACCCUUGCGCCACUCUGCUCGCACCCUUGGCACCCAAUUCCUAGCUGCAGCAGUAGUCAUUUCUUCUCCCUUUUCUCGGAGGAAGAUUUCCCCCCUCUCAAGUCUCAACACACACAAGGCGUGCCUGGCCCAUCCAAUCUUCUGAAGCACACUGGUCCGGCGAACUCAUACCCGAGUCCACCUUCUACCGCUUCUACAUCAAAGUGCACCAUCCCUCUGCCAGAAGAAAGAGGCGAAUUUACCCCCAUCUUCACUACCCAUUCCCCCGGCGUCCUGGACUCGCCGACCGUUAUGCGCCGUGAGGACCUUGCUUGCCAUAGACCUCUAACGCCACCACCGACACAGCUGCUCUAUAACCUAGAGUUGCCAGGUUAUGACGAUGAUGACGAUUCGAUGUAUGACGAGAGCGGGCGCAGCACUCCUCAUCAGAGUGAUUUUGAAGAGGAUUUUGACGACGAGACAUCUGACAUGUCGGAUGGUUCCGCCGAGUCGGAGUCGCCGCUCUCACCUCUAUCACCACCCUGGAAGCCACCAGAACACGAUCUGGAGCAGUCGCAUUGGAAUGAUCCCCAAAGCUCAAAUUUUUCGUGGUCUCCCUUUUUAGAGAGCAAGGACAUUGAUGACCCUGAUAUGUCUAUACCGCUAUCUAACGACAUAACGCCCUUCUCAUCUGAUCAGGCGCCCUACCUUUUGGACAUCGACCCACCCCGUCCUAGACUCGUGCCACUCCAUAUACCCUGGUCAUCCUACCAGCGCAUGCACCAACUAGAUGAGCACCCCACGUCCUCCCCCCACCGUUCUGCGCUUUCAUUGACAAAUAUGGACAUCGAUGAUCCUCCAGAGCUCAGAUCUCCUCAUCUCUCCCAUUCAGAUCUCCCAGAGCUAGAGCACGAAAAUUCAUUACCUGAAAUACCACCAUCAUCUCCCAGCAGGCGCUCCUACUCCUCUCUUCCCGACGACUCAGAUAACCUACAACCUUCCACACCCUCUCCCAGUACAUCCCUUCUCUCACUCCCCGGCGCUGACACAGACGACGACCUCCUUCCCGAUGUAUCCGCAUUCGCGCCCCCUACACUUUUGCAAGGCGUCCCGUUCGUCCCUAGCCAGCCACUUUUGUUCAUCAACGACCCCAGAGACUUGCCCCUCCCGCGCUCACCCUCGCCCGAAGAUUUCAAUCUCUGCCUCUCCGUGCACGAUAUGGAUAGCGACCCCGAGCUCGCACAGCUCUUCGACUUGCGCAAGCGUGCGCUUGCUGCACUGCAGGGACCCCUUGAGGGCCCAGAGUGCGUAGAGCCAUGUCAUACGCGUAAGUCGUCGAAGAAGAGGGAGCGGGAGCGGAGUAAGGAGGUCGGGGCGUUGCUCAGGCUGAAGCUGGGCGACAAGUUCGGCAUGGAUGUAUGUGAGGGGAAGAGCCCUGAACGCCGCAAGAAAGGCGUGAUAGGGAGUGUAUCGCAGUUAGUCGCGCAGAUGGUGUUCCGGCGGCACGAAGCUUCGCGGCCGCUGGCGAAACGCAAACCGGUGUUAUCUGCGCAAGAUUACGUGCAGUCCCCACUUUCGGCUUAUGUCGCUGCUGAUUCCUAGCCUCGGGGAUUGGAUCGCCGGUCGUUUUUUUUUUAGGUGCGUAGGCUUGGAUUACGCGCGCUUAGUGUGGGGUGCUUAUUUUGGGCGUGUGGAUCGUGGUGCAGACUUCAGAUCUGAGGUGCAUUGUUUGGCGGUGUACGCUCAAGUGUUAUGUUGUUGGACUAUGUCCUUGUAUGCUUCUAGCUUGUAAUCACCAUUCACACUGCUAGCAUGGAACCGCUCUCCCAACCCCCUUUGUUGACCAUCUAUUGGAUUUAUGCUUCAGAUUUAGGAAUAGGCGCCCGUAUGCGACGGGAAAAAAAAUCGAACUACGUCGAAGACUAAGAAUCGUUGUACAUCAUCUUACAUGCUUGACUCAUAUAAUAUCUAUGCAGUUCUGUUCUUGAUAUGUAGUACACUGAACGAGAGCGUUCGAACUUCGC
Messenger RNA from Suillus paluster, 2334 nucleotides. RefSeq lists its product as uncharacterized. The transcript has 2 exons. Lineage: Eukaryota; Fungi; Basidiomycota; Agaricomycetes; Boletales; Suillaceae. The coding region runs from base 206 to 1912 and encodes 568 amino acids. The record is from RefSeq and is a predicted model, not a curated record.